AUACUAGGUCGUACCUUCAGAUCCCUAUAAUGUGUGUACCAUGACAUGAUUAUUACUCUAAGGUACCAUGCCUUUUAAGUCAUAAAUAUUGAAAAAAUAUGUCACCAGCAUGAUACUUUUGUUACAGAACACUAUUGACCCUGUUGCUAGCGGUGACGUCACUGUGGUUGGGUGCCUCGGCCCUAAAGGCUCAGCAGUACCUGGGAGGGGCUCUGGUCGACUUCGAGGACCCUAAGGUCCAAGGUCACCUGGACGCGCUGGUCCGCAUGGCGCAGUCCUGCGUCAUCAAGGUCAAGGCCGCGCCCAAGGACGUCCGCGCCUACUUCACCAACACCGCGCCCGAGACCCGUCCGGGACAGUGCUUCGCGGCUUGCAUGCUGGAGCAGAGUGACGUCGUCAACCAUGGGAAGAUCAACCACGAGUUGCUGGUGCACCUGGCGGGUCUGGUCAACGGCCGGAACUCCCGCGUGGUGAAGAAACUCAACACCGUCUCCCGAGUGUGUCUCGGCAGCAUCAAAGGUAUAACGGAGCGUUGCCAGCUAGCGUCCACAUACAAUAACUGCUUGAAUCAGAACAUGGCGGAGUUCGCGUUCCCCCUGGACAUCGCGGAGGAGGCGGUCAGACGGAUGCCCUUCCAUCUCGUGCAACCCAAGAUCGAAGGUUUCCUGACCAUGUUUUCGUCUUCUGAGAGGGGAAAAUGA
Plutella xylostella (diamondback moth) is the source of this 701-nucleotide messenger RNA. The record is from RefSeq and is a predicted model, not a curated record. Lineage: Eukaryota; Metazoa; Arthropoda; Insecta; Lepidoptera; Plutellidae.